This is a messenger RNA of Pomacea canaliculata, 1580 nucleotides long. Its product is annotated as cell division control protein 42 homolog. Gene Ontology annotation, molecular function: GTP binding; GTPase activity. Lineage: Eukaryota; Metazoa; Mollusca; Gastropoda; Architaenioglossa; Ampullariidae. The transcript has 3 exons. Bases 491 to 1081 code for a protein of 196 amino acids. Gene Ontology annotation, biological process: small GTPase-mediated signal transduction. The record is from RefSeq and is a predicted model, not a curated record.
CGAAGAACGAGAACAGACAAGUUGAUACAUCAUCUAAUAUGUCGUUUAAGUGGUAACAUGUCGGUGAAUGUUGAUGUUUUAUUUUUAUCAAAAAGGUGAGGUGACUGAAUGAGACGCAGCUCGACAUUGUAACAGUCGUACUUCGUGGGUCACGUGACAGAUGACGUACAAAUAGGAGACCCCAGUGGCGACAGGGGCAGUCAUUCAGUAGGAGCGAGGCAGCAGCAGACGACAGGGAGCCGCAGUGCACUUGGGGGAACGUCUGCGCGAUCUCGAGUUCUCGGCGAUAAUGUCUGACCUCUCUCUCACCCAUUCAGCUGGCGUGAAAACAUCGUCUGUGUCCUUUUGAAGCCGUGCUAGCAGCAAACUUCAGUUGUACUCAGAAACACGGUCUGUUCACACAACGCCAAGUUAUUCUGCGCCAGAUAUUGUACGGGAGGCGUUGUACGCCAUCGAAAAACAUCUGGAUUGCUUAUAUACAGCUGACAACAUGGGGAGACUGGCUGGAAACAACAAUUUCAAGUGUGUCGUCGUUGGGGAUGGUGGCGUCGGAAAAACCAGUAUGCUGCUUCGCUACGUCAACAACGACUUUUUGGUUGAGUACAUGCCUACCUGCUUCGACAGUUAUUCAGUUCCUUUGCAUCUCGGGGAAAAACAAGGCACAAUGGAGCUAAUUGAUACGGCAGGACAGGAGACCUACGACAGGUUGCGCACCCUCAGCUACUACGACACCGACAUAUUCGUCGUCUGCUUCUCCGUCGGCAGCGUCGAUUCCUUCAUCAACAUACGCAGCCGUUGGCUGCCCGAGCUGCGCGACUACCGGCCUGACACGCCCUUCCUGCUGGUCGGCACUCAGUCGGACCUGCGCGAGACCAGAGACGGUGGGGCUGAAGCCUUGGUGUCCUCCCACAAAGCCAAAAGGCUUGCACGGAAGCUGGGAGCUAUAGGGUACGUGGAGUGCUCUGCCCUUACUGGACACGGACUGGACCGAGUCUUCUGGCAGGCCACUGCAUGUGCCGUGCAGCCUCAGAAGAAGAGUAAAUUUUGGUCCAGCAUCAAAAACAUUUUCGUCAAGCGAUGAGGCACAGUUAAGAAGGAUUUUGAUAACAGGGCAAAAUACAUUUAUUUCUAUUAAAAUAUAUUUUAUAGAAGACAUUCCACAGCACUGGUCUUUGGCCAGAGAACGAUGUUAAAAACCGUGGCCAAGGUGAGGGUCGUGCACUUCCAGGAGAACGGAGUUGGACUUCCCGUACUUUUGUUAUUUCAAGAGUGUGGAUGUCUGCUGUGCAAUUCAAUAUUCUCAGUAUAUAAGAAAGUGAAUAGCAGUGUGUGUGUCUGUGUGUCUGUGUGAAUGCUUACGUGUGUGCAAGUAUUGGGCAUAUAUGUAUAUGCAUACACUUGUAUAUAUUUGUGUGUGUGCAUGUGGUUCAGAAAUACUUGUCAUAUAUAUAUAUCCACGCACACAAGCAGUCUUGCUUACGUUACUUAAAAUUUGUAUUUUUCCAUUUUUCACUUGUUCUAGUAUUUCUGAGAUCAAAGUUCUCGAAGAGAAAGAUAUUAAAAACGGAUAGCUAAAUUAA